Nerophis lumbriciformis (worm pipefish) is the source of this 3138-nucleotide messenger RNA. It is a transcript of the gene tab2, whose product is annotated as TGF-beta activated kinase 1 (MAP3K7) binding protein 2. The record is from RefSeq and is a predicted model, not a curated record. Gene Ontology annotation, biological process: positive regulation of canonical NF-kappaB signal transduction; positive regulation of protein kinase activity. NCBI's taxonomy places the organism in Eukaryota, Metazoa, Chordata, Actinopteri, Syngnathiformes, Syngnathidae. Gene Ontology annotation, molecular function: ubiquitin binding; K63-linked polyubiquitin modification-dependent protein binding.
GAAAAGCAAAGUGAAGGCAAGAAGAAGAAAAAAGAAGAAGAAGAAGAAGAAGAAGAAGAAGAAGAAGAAGAAGGGAGCUGUCAAAAAAGUCUUCCCGAGUCCGUGUAAAAGUGGAGGGCCGGAGCUCGCUAUCUCUCCUCCGAGGACACAUUAGGAGCCCGGGCCUCGGCGCAACUUAGCCUGAGACUCGCUGGAGCCUCCUCGGCUUCUCGGCUUCUCUUCUCGGCGUCUGCUGUGCUCGCCGCGGCCCUGCGGAGGUCCUGCGGCGGUGUGGCGGUGAAGUGUGGCCGGGGAGCGGCAGCACAAUGCUGAAGAUGAAGGCGGUCUGCUGCCACAAGUAAAGCUGCAGUGUAGAACCAACAGUCCUGACCUGGCAACAUACGAAUGGCCCAGGGAAGCCACAAGAUUGACAUUCAGGUUUUGCAUCACCUGCGCCAGAAGUUCCCUGAAGUCCCAGAGGGUGUUGUGUCCCAAUGUGUUCUGCAGAAUAACAACAACUUAGACGCGUGCUGUGAAUACUUGUCCCAGGUCAGUCCGGGCUACCUGUACAGUGAAGAAGGACACCUCAGCUUUUCUGAAGACCCCAGCUUGACCAGGCUUGGCAAUCACAUGACCCAGCUGAACCUGGGCCUGCAGUCUCACAAUGUGCAUGUGGCCCCGCUGCGGGACGGCCUGAGAAUGAACGGCAGCCGGACUCUGGCCCACAGCCUGAGCGACGGGCCUCUGCAGACCAGCCAGGCCCCGAACACUGACUUUUUUCAGCAGGAGCCCCAGUCUGCUCCGGCGGAAGGGCCCAACAGUCUCAAUGUGUUUACCGCAAUGGAGCCCUCGCGCAAACCCCAGCCUCCGCAGCACCUGGGACUCUACCCUCUGGGGGUCAAAGGAAUGAGUGUGGGUCCCCAACAGACCGCACGCUUCAACCCCAUCACAGUGACACUAGCGCCGCACAUUCAGACAGGCCGCAACACUCCUACUUCUCUACACAUACAUGGCGGGCCACAGUCGGGUCUGAGCAGUCCACAGGGUAACUCCAUCUACAUCCGGCCCUACGUGAGCCAGUGUGGUACGAUACGACAGCAGCAGGGGAACCGGGCCCAGUACAGUCCUACUUCUCAGCCUCUACAGCAGAUCUAUCAGAUCUCGCAUCCCUCGUCGUUGUCCGGCUCAUGGUCCGGCCCUCAGCAGGCCCCGCAUACCUCACAGCACCACACCCAGGGCCACCAGACAUCUCAUGUCUACAUGCCAAUCAGCUCUCCCACGAACUCCCAGGCGCCCUCCGUCUUUCCUUCUGGCGUGGCCUCCUCGUGUUCGUCUUCUUCCUCGUCCUCCGUCAUGCCCACUUCGCUCUCGGCCGUCAGCCAGUACAACAUCCAAAACAUCUCCACCGGCCCGCGGAAAAAUCAGAUCGAGAUCAAGCUCGAAUCUCCUCAAAGGAGCAACUCCAACACGACCACCGCCGUGCUGCGGACCGGCGGCGGCGGCUCGCGCUCCUCCUCCACCUCGUCCUCUUGUCCUUCCUCCUCGUCCACGACUGGAGUGUCCACCGUCCCCAGCACUCCUCUCUCCAUCGGAGGCUCGGGUCUGAGCCGUAGCCAGCCCACUGUUUACAUUUCUGCCAGCCCGCCCGCUGCCGCCACCACGCCUUCUGAGGAGGCCUCAGCCGGAGCCCGCUCGCAACCCAAGUUUUACAUUUCGGCCAAUCCCUCUGGUGACGACAGUGGGGGGAGGAACCCUCCUACAGUCUACAUCUCAGCUAACCCUCCUUUGCAGGGGGGGCCAGGUGCCAGGAACAUUGGGGGCCAGGUGAGCAUGGGGCCCGCCUACAUCCAUCACCAUCCGCCCAAGUCCCGGACCUCUGUAGGAGGGGGAGGCACGGCUUGUUCCCCACGCGUGGUGGUGACUCAACCCAACACCAAAUACACUUUCAAAAUCACUGUGUCCCCCAAUAAACCCCCGGCAGUGUCCCCUGGGGUGGUCUCGCCUACGUUCGAGCCCAACAACCUGCUCAGCUUACCCUCAGACCAUCACUUUGCAGAGCCAGACCCCCUCCAUCUCUCAGACCCACUGUUGCCACACAAGGAGAGACCGAGUGAGCCUCGAAGACUCAGCAUGGGCUCUGAUGAUGCGGCAUACACACAAGCAUUGUUGGGCCAUCAGAAGGCCCGCAUGGAGAGGCUUUGGCACGAGCUGGAGCUGAAGAAGAAGAAGCUGGAGAAGCUAAAAGAAGAGGUCAGUGAGCUGGAGAAUGACCUGACCAGGAGACGGCUGGAGAGAUCCAAUUCUGCCUCCCAAAUCCCUUCGAUUGAAGAGAUGAAGCAGUUGCGAUGCAAAAACCGAUUGCUACAGAUCGACAUCGACUGCCUCACCAAAGAGAUUGAUCUCUUCCAAAAAAGAGGACCACACUUCAAUCCCAAUGUCAUCCAUAAUUUCUACGACAACAUAGGAUUUCUUGGUCCUGUCCCACCCAAACCAAAAGAGCCAGACAGUGUGAGUGUGAAAGCCAUGGCGGACCAGGAGGAAGACGAGGGCACGCAGUGGAGCUGCACCGCCUGCACCUUCCUCAACCACCCGGCCCUCAACCGCUGUGAACAGUGCGAGUUCCCACGCAACUUCUGAGCCAGAGAGGCCACGCCCCCUCCCCCCCCACCCCCCCGCGCUCUUUGGCCUGCAGCGUGGGGAAGAAAAGUGCCUCUUCCUGACGAGGUGUCAUCAUCUUUCCUCCUCUUUCACCCUCUGAAGGUUUGACUGGAUCCUGUUUACAGCGUCUUUCUUCCUCACAGUCCACUGAUACCUCACCUUGGAGACUCCCCCGCUCAACUUCACUCCCCUUCCCUCCUCUUGUCUGGGUGGGGGGGUACCUCGCUGCUCUCCUACAGUAUUAUGAGUGUUGCUCCAUUUCUGCUGUGUCUCAAAUGGAACACUUGCAUCAGUCCCCUCGCUGAGUGUCACAGUAUUUACCCUCAGCAACUUAGUCCCUCCUAGUGAUGGCUCAACGACCGCCUCAGUGAGUGUGUGCCACACUAUGUGGCACAUGUUUAUGACAGUGUUGUUUAGUGUGGUCUCACUAUAUGGCACAUGUUUAUGACUUACUUGGGCUGUUUUCCUGUGUGUAGUGUUUUAGUUCUUGUCUUGGGCUCC